AUGGCGCCGCGCGAGAAAGGCAGAGGACGCGCAUCUACGAGCACUCGAAACGCGUCGACUUCCUCGCCGAAACCCUCGCUCAUCCUGCAACGCGGCAAACGCUCGUUCCUCAUCGCCCUUCCCGAUACUUUCGCCGAUGCUAUCGACGAAACGCGUCGUCUCUUCCCCAGACUCGACCCCGACGCGCUUCUCCUCGAGCGCGAGGUCGCGGGAUUCGGAUGGGUCCGCUUGACCGAUAGCGGUUGGGAGAGCGAGGCGGCGGCGCUGGCGCAGAAUGGAGAUGGAGACAAACCUGUGGUGCUGCGCGUCGAGGUCGACGUCGGCAGCGGGACUGACGAGGAGGCUGCGUUUCUGCCAGACCGGAAGCGCAGGCGCUGUCUAUCGCCAUCGCCUCAGCCCUCGAACCUGCUCCCGGCCAGCGAACGGAAGCAGAGAACAUCCGCCUCUCCUCCCCACGAAACAACGCCGUCAAGGUAUCGACUCAGAUUCGAGGGCGGCGAGCAAAUGGACGACUUCCUCUUUCUAGUCAAGCAAACUGCAGCGAUGAGCAAGAUCGUCGAAACUUUCGCCAACGUGAUCGGAAAACCCAGGGACAGUUUCAGGUUUUGCUAUGCAGGCGAUCCAGUCUCUGGCCAGGGGACUUUUGCGGACUUUCAGAAGCACCACAAUAUCGAUCCAGCAGACCAGGAGGUCGCACUCAUGUGGUGUUUCACCCAAUGUGGCGGCAAACCCGUCAUCUACCUCUUCCCGCCGACGCCGCUCGACUGCGCCGCCGUCUCGGUGAUUCUCACGUCCGAGUGGCACUUCUCCGCUCUCUACCCCGCCGUCGAUCCGAAGAAGGGCAAGCAGGGCGAGACGAGCGCGAGCUGGACGGUCUCUGCGCAGCCCGACGGUUCUCUCGUCGACGUCGCAUCGGGCCUCGAGCUCAAGUACCUCUUCUGGGAGGCCGAGGCGUACAAGACGACCGCGCCCUUUCCCUCGCAUUUCGCCUUCGACCCGUCGAACCCGUCCCUCGAUGCCUCGAACGGCCGCGCGCUCCCUUUCGCCGCCUUCCUCGCCCACCUCGACAAGACGCUCGCCGCGCUUUCGCUCCACACCGCCGCGAGGAACGACUUCAUCACGUACUGGCUCUCGCACUUCAACCGCAUCCGCGACGCCGGCCAGCACAUCGGCUUCCGCUUCCUCGCGCAGAGCGACUACAAGCGCGCCGCCCGUCUCGACGUCGACCCCAAGCCGGACGUCGUCAGUCGCGUCUUCCUCCUCUUCAAGGGCGUCGAUGCGGUUGAGGCGAGCGAGUGGAAGAAGCUGGACGAGAUCGACUGGGUCAAGGAGGUCGGCGUUCAGGUCAACAAGGUCACGGACGAGUCGCUCUUCCGCGUGCUCGAGUGGGGCGGCAUGGAGGUCGUCUAG
This is a messenger RNA of Rhodotorula toruloides NP11, 1410 nucleotides long. Its product is annotated as ubiquitin family protein. Bases 1 to 1410 code for a protein of 469 amino acids. The transcript has 3 exons. NCBI's taxonomy places the organism in Eukaryota, Fungi, Basidiomycota, Microbotryomycetes, Sporidiobolales, Sporidiobolaceae. The record is from RefSeq and is a predicted model, not a curated record.